AUGCCUAGAAAGGUUUCCCCUAGACUAUUCUAUCGUCCUAAAAACCCUUAUCAAAACGUUGAAAGGCGUCCCGCGAACGACAAUGCUGAGAUCGUCGACAGGGGCCAGGAUCAGCGUAACCACAAUGAACGCUCCCAAGACGACGAGCUCAACGAACAAGCGGAGAUCAAUCUGAGCCCGGAGCGCAUCGAGCGCAUCGAGUGCAUCCAAAACACCGACCUCGCCGAGCGCACUGUUAUUGUCGAAAUCGCACGCCGCGGUGCCAGUCCCGCAAAUAUCGCCGCAACGGAACCAACUCUGACGCAGGCUCAAGAGGGGACGGGGGGGCCGGAUCGUGUCCAAGAUCUUGACAGCGAAACUGAUGCCAACACUUCCGGACGGAAAAGGAAAAGGAGAAGGAAAUGGUCAAGGGAAUCAAGACGGUUUCAAAAGGUGAUAGAUGGUUUGAAUGAAAGAAUAAGUUCUUUGGAAAAAAGCUAUCGGGAAUCGAUGGGUAGCAAGUCUACAACUAUUAUUAAUAGGAAAUGUAGAUACUACCAGUCGGCUAUUGAGAGAGUCAAAAGGGAGCACUAUAUGGUGUAG
Morchella importuna is the source of this 582-nucleotide messenger RNA. RefSeq lists its product as uncharacterized. The coding region runs from base 1 to 582 and encodes 193 amino acids. NCBI's taxonomy places the organism in Eukaryota, Fungi, Ascomycota, Pezizomycetes, Pezizales, Morchellaceae. The record is from RefSeq and is a predicted model, not a curated record. The transcript has 2 exons.